AUGCGAGCAAGAGGAUUUCAGCUGUUCCUUUUAUUCCUUGACCCGACGACGCAUCGACACAUCAGAAGAGUCAUCGAAGGGUUCCCUCUCGCUCUGCGAUUUGGCUUGAGUGGAUCUGCCCCGAUUUCCAGAAAGGGUCGUUCACACUGUCGGGGCUUCAGAGGGAAAGGAUAUGCUGAUGUGAGAGAAGAAAAAGAACGGAGAGAAGGAGGCGGAGGAGGAGGAGGAGGAGGAGGAGGAGGAGACAGAAGAGGAGAAGGAGGAGGAGGAGGAGGAGGAGGAGGAGGAGGAGGCUUGGGUGAGGAGGUGAGGAUGGUUGGGCUUAGUGGCAGCAGUAGAGACAGGCGGCACACUCCCGCUAUAGGAUGUCCUCAUUCCAGUGGUGGGAACCGAUGA
Molecule: messenger RNA, 396 nt
Organism: Macrobrachium nipponense
Lineage: Eukaryota; Metazoa; Arthropoda; Malacostraca; Decapoda; Palaemonidae
Exons: 1
Coding region: 1-396 (131 amino acids)
Source: RefSeq, a predicted model, not a curated record